AUGGUUUCUCUCUGCUUUUAAUGUAACCUUUUGUCUGUUUUCAUUGGCAAAAUCUUAUCCACUACUUGGCUCAGUCUAGGUCUAGGUCGUUAUAACCCGUUGAGAGAUAACCAUCAACACACAGCAGUUUUGUUCGUUUUGUUUGGUUUGGUUUGGUUUUACAAAGAAAGCUACAGCCAUGGAAAACAAAACCCAACUGUCUUCUUCUUCUUCAUCAACAACAACAUCAUCGUCUUUAGACCAUCUAUUUGGUCCUAAAGACUCAACUUCUUCCUCUUCAUCUGGGAUUUUCAGCACUAUUUUCCCACCACCACCAACGGUUUUAGGGAGGGAUUCUUCUCAAUCAGGAACGAGGAAGCAUGGGAAUAAAAAAUAUGAUGGUCAAGGCAGCAAAGGAGAGAGCAGUGGAAAAGACUUGUAUCAGGAUGAAACAGUAGAACCAUGCAAUUUAAGCUCAUCAAUCUACUAUGGUGGCCAAGAAAACUAUUCUCCAAGGACCAAGAUUAACAAUCCUGAUCAUGAUCAUUCUCACCAUAACAAUCUUUUCAAGAAAGAUGGGAAGGAUGAUGAUCCCAAUAAUGGGAGCAAUUCAAAUACAGCUUCAAGAGGGAAUUGGUGGCAGGGAUCUCUCUAUUACUAACUUUCCUACCCAUAUAUAUGUUUUGCAAAUCCCACCCACUAAAUCUAAGGAAUGGAGACUAGGAUCGAUCUACAACAAUCCACAGUACUAUGGAAAUAAUGGAUAGUGUUUUUUUUUUUGUUUUUGAGAAGAAAAAGCAUUUCAAUAACGGAUAGUUAAUUACAUGUAUCAGAACUAACAAAUACUCUAUGUACUCAUCUUCGCUCUAUAUAUAUGUAUAACAAAAUCCAUAUAUAUA
This is a messenger RNA of Tripterygium wilfordii, 878 nucleotides long. RefSeq lists its product as uncharacterized. The transcript is spliced from 6 exons. Bases 179 to 640 code for a protein of 153 amino acids. Lineage: Eukaryota; Viridiplantae; Streptophyta; Magnoliopsida; Celastrales; Celastraceae. The record is from RefSeq and is a predicted model, not a curated record.